GAAAAAAAUGCAGAGUUUUAAAUAGGGAGUGUCAGAGGUUAGGGGCAAGUGAACGUGCACUAUUUGAAGCACAGAUCUGGAUCCACUCAAAGCACCAAACCCAACUCCACCCCCACGCACCAACAGGCCACGAAACAACACUCUCGCUCACUGCCACUCCUACCGGUCUUUGUUAUACUUUCGAGGGAGAGAGAGGGAGAGAGAGAGAGAGAGAGAGAGCGAGCGCGCUUAAAAACAUGAGGUGGUUUCAGCUUUCAGCUUCACUGCCCACUUGCCCAGUGCCCAAAAAACAUGUUCAGCAGGAGUGAAACAAAUUUAUGGUUACUCUCUGCUCCCCGCUCCUGCUGCUGCUAGCCUCUGCAACCGCUCUGGAAACAAGGCGGUGGUUUGGUUUUUGUGGUAAGUUUGACUGUUAUUAUUGUGUUUGAACUGAAGAGACUGGUAACAAAGGAAAACCAGAAGACGACUUCUUUCAUGGGAAUAAGAGAAAGAGGAACGCUUUGCUCCUAUUCAUCACAAGUUGUUAGGUAGUGUUUGUGUGCGGUUGAGAAAGAAAGUUUACUUGUACAGACAGAAAGAGAGAGAGAACACUUCGCUUUCUCAGACCAAAGAAACAAUAAGAACUAAACUUGAGGGAGGGUUGGUUGGUUUGGUGUGUGAAAUUCUAGCACCAACCUAUUUUUCACCGAUGGAUGGUUAUGAGGCAACAAAAAUUGUUUUCUCGAGAAUCCAAAACUUGGACCCAGAAAAUGCAUCCAAAAUCAUGGGUAUACUACUUAUUCAAGACCAUGGUGGGAAAGAAAUGAUUAGAUUAGCAUUUGGUCCAGAAGCUCUUGUCCAGUCGGUAAUUCUCAAAGCCCGGAAAGACCUGGGACUGACCUCGAACCCUCCGUCCGCCCCUUCAACUCCGUCAUCUCCAUCGCCUUUCCUCUCAAGCAACCAACUUUCUGUCUCCAGGCAGAGUUCCUCUCCUACCAGGCUUCUUGGUGGGAUUAAUCUUCCUCCUCCUCCUUUAACCAUCCCAAACACUUCUUCUGUCAGUUCAGCUUCUUGGUCAGCCUUGUCUGAGGUUCAAAACCCAGAUGAUUUGAUUAGUCCCAACAAUCUAACCGUUGGGUCCUUCUCUUCCUCUUCAAUGAACACGUCUGCUUCCUCUUUACCCUUCUAUGGAAGUGGAGCCACCGAUAUGAUCGAUGACUUUCAGCUCCAAGACCAGCUUUCUUUCCUUAACGAUGGCUCCCCCGCCCUUGGCCCCAAAAACCAAGACUUGUUUUACCCUCAGUCAGACUUUUCCUCCAGUCCAACUGGUGCUGGUGGCGACCCUAUGCAUUUUGCUUCGUACGGUAGUUGGGGAGGAUCUCCACACCGCAGAAGCUUCUCGGUUAGUGAUGUCUGCUUGGGGUCUGAGGACCCCAAUUCCGGGUUUGGCUGGAAACCUUGUCUGUACUUUGCUAGAGGAUACUGCAAGAAUGGCACUAGUUGCAGGUUCUUACAUGGGGGGCUUGGAGAUUCGGUGGAUGGUUCUGCAAUGGUAGGUUCACCGAGCAAGAUUGAUAUGAUGGACCAGUGCCAUGAAAUUCUCAGAUCUAAAUCUGCUCAGCAACAAAGAUUGGCUGCAGCUUCUCAACUCAUGGCCUCAGCUUCAUUUCCUUACUCUUCAAAGGGCAUGAAUAUGCUCCUACAGCAGCAGCAAAAUGAUGCUAAUAGAGCGGCGGCGGCUCUAAUGAUGAGUGAAGAUAUGCACAAGUUUGGGCGAUCCCGGCUCGAAAGAAACGAUUUUUCGAUGAAUGGUGGGGCUGGAAUGGUGAACCCAGCGUCGAGGCAGAUCUACUUGACUUUCCCAGCUGAUAGCACUUUCAGAGAGGAAGACGUCUCAAAUUAUUUCAGCAUUUAUGGGCCGGUGCAAGAUGUGAGAAUCCCAUACCAGCAGAAGCGGAUGUUUGGAUUUGUUACUUUUGUUUACCCGGAAACUGUGAAGCUCAUUCUUGCCAAAGGGAACCCUCAUUUUGUUUGUGAUGCUCGUGUGCUUGUUAAGCCUUACAAGGAGAAAGGCAAAGUACCGGACAAUUGCAGAAAACAACAGCAUCAACAAGUGGAGAGGGGAGAGUUCUCACCAUGUGGCACACCUACUGGAGUUGAUGGUAGAGACCCAUAUGAUCUCCAGCUCGGAGCAAGAAUGUUUUACACUGCACAAGACAUGCUGUGGAGGAGGAAAUUGGAGGAGCAAGCUGAUUUGCAGCAAGCCCUUGAACUUCAAAGUAGGAGGUUGAUGGGCUUGCAGCUUCUUGAUAUCAAGAAGCAACACCACCACCGUGCGCUCUCCACUGGCAGCCCGGUCCCAUCUCCUACUCAUUCUCCCAACCCGUAUAGUCAAAACCCUGUUCUUCCUUCAUUCAGUAGCAGCCAAGAAGUCCCAGAAGAAAAUUCUUCUAGUGCUGCACCAACUCCUUCUGCUGCUGUUUCUACUGAUUUGCAGCAGUUGCAGAAGAUAGAGCUCACCACGGUUGCAGGCGAAGAAUUGACUGACAACAAUGAGAGCGCCAAUGGUGUUGGCAAUGGGAAGCGGAGCCCCCCUCAUGAAGAAAGUGAUUUGCAAGAAUGUUUGGAGCACAACCUCCCUGAUAGCCCCUUUGCUUCUCCAACGAAAGCAGCUGCAGACUUAAUGUCUGCCUUUGCCAAUGGGCCUAGCGUAGUGAAUGAUGCAGAUGCCUCAGCGGCAUCUGCUGACAAUAAACUGGCAACGGCAACAAUACUCCCGGCGGCGGCAUCCACAUUGGAUAUGGCAGCCUUCAAAUCUUUCAACUGCCAGAUGCCAAGGUUCUCCUCUGGCCAUGGCGCCAUUGGGAUGUAUGCUGGCACCGGUGGACCUAUUGGAAUUUAGCUUCCUAAUGUUAGGAAGAUUGAGAAGCAUAACCAAACAAACUCCCCCCAUAUGGAACAAGGUCCGUAGAGGAUCACCAUCACCAGCCCUCACCGCCAUCCUCAUCAUCAUCAAUACCAUACUACUUACUAGCAUACAAAAUGCAUACGUAAAAACGCAGCGAAGGAAGUGGGUCAUCUGUUCCUUUCCGUGUUGUUGUACUAUUUUCAUCUCUCAUUUCUGUAGUUGAAGUUGAACCACAGGUUAAAAAAGAAAGAACAUAGAAAGAAUCACACUGUCCAUGUGUAGUAUUAACUUCUGGCACUGUAAUUUCUAUCCCUUUCCAUUGUUUCCAUAGAAGAAACACUAGCCCAAAUGUAGUCUUAGUCUCAUUGUCCAUGUCUUUAGGGUGUAAUCAAAUCUUUGUACAGCUGAAGCAAGAGCCAGAGAAGCAAGGAAAAAGUGGUAAAAGCAGAAUAUAACUACAAGCCUUAUUGAUAGACCGUAACGAGUAAGUUAGAGGUGAAGGGGCUUAAGGUAGUAUACAAACAGUCAGCCCCCAGUUCUGUUUGAAGACUAAAAACAAUGUGGAAAUCUCUACAAUUUCAUGUAUUGCUCUUAUUUGUAGCACUAGUUGUCAUACACAAUAUAAAUCUCUUACUAGAUUGCCAGACA
Juglans regia (Persian walnut) is the source of this 3535-nucleotide messenger RNA. Its product is annotated as zinc finger CCCH domain-containing protein 53-like. The record is from RefSeq and is a predicted model, not a curated record. Gene Ontology annotation, molecular function: RNA binding; metal ion binding. The coding region runs from base 689 to 2881 and encodes 730 amino acids. Lineage: Eukaryota; Viridiplantae; Streptophyta; Magnoliopsida; Fagales; Juglandaceae. The transcript has 10 exons.